CAAACUAAUGAACAGAUGUCAGACAUUUUGUGUAUGUGUGUGUUUAAAUGUCACUUACGGUUUCCUUUGACUUCAUUUUUUUCAGGUCGAUAUGCAUUCCACCUUUGGAAGCCAUUGGGGCAGGCAAUUACAGAGACAGCAAAAAAGAUUUCAACUUCUAGUCUUUCGUUAUACUAUAAAGGAGGAUUUGAGCAGAAAAUGAGUAGGCGAGAAGCAAGUCUUAUUUUAGGUGUAAGUCCAUCUGCUGACAAGGCCAAAAUCAGAGCAGCCCAUAGAAGAAUCAUGAUCUUGAAUCAUCCUGAUAAAGGUGGAUCACCUUACUUAGCAACAAAAAUAAAUGAAGCAAAAGACUUGCUGGAAUCCAGUACCAAAAAUUGAAAUCCUAAGACUUGCAUCACAGAAAAUCAAAAUAAAAAAACAGCAGAAAACAAACACAAAAACCACCUGCUUCUUAUGUAUCUUUCUCUGGAAGAUUCAACAGAUACAGUGUGCAACAGCUUUCAUAUGUACUUCUUCUGCACAGUUGGUUAACAGUGCACUGGAUGUUUAUAUUUAUUGUUGAAAUUAAAGAUUUAAGACUAUUUAAAAACAAA
Messenger RNA from Meleagris gallopavo (turkey), 593 nucleotides. The record is from RefSeq and is a predicted model, not a curated record. Lineage: Eukaryota; Metazoa; Chordata; Aves; Galliformes; Phasianidae.